AUGUAUCAAUUUAAAGAUUCAUAUAAAAACCUCAAUUACGAUAAACAGACUAUCGAAGUUCCUGGGACACGAAUUUUAAGACAUCAACUCACACCUGAUGCUUUAAUUUCUCGACCAUGGCCAGAAGUGGGAACUAUCUACGAAGCAUUUCAAUAUUCAUUGAAACGGUAUCCUGCCCGACCACUUCUUGGACAUCGCCCAUUCGAUAAAUCGACCAAAAAGUAUGGCGAUUAUGUAUGGCAAACUUAUUCUCAAAUCAAUGAACGUGUAAAUAAUCUUGGAAGUGGAAUUUGCUUCGUUCUUGAGAAAGAAUUUGGGUUCAAAAAGAUUGUUGGCUCUACUUUGGGUGUUUGGUCUCUUAAUCGUCCUGAGUUUCAUAUUGUCAACCAAGUUGCUGCUGCGCUUAACUUAAAAACUGUUCCACUUUACGAAACACUCGGUCCGAACAUAGUGAAAUACUGUGUGAAUCAUGCAGAAAUUCAUACGAUAGUUUUAUCAGCAAAUCACAUUCGUGGUUUAUUCCAAAUACGAUCAGAAAUUCCAACCUUAAAAUGUUUAAUCUCGAUGGAUCCUCUAGAGGACAUAAAGUUAAAGAAUGAGGCCAAAAAAUAUAAUUUGACUCUUUAUGAAAUCGACGAAGUUGAAUCCAUAGGCCGAGAACAUCCAUAUCCGCACAAUCCACCUAAGCCAAAAGAUUGCGCAACGAUUAUGUACACUUCUGGAACAACAGGUCCUCCAAAGGGAACCAUAUUGACGCAUGAGAAUUUCGUUGCGUCGAUGGCCUGUUUCAUAUUAGCAUUCCGAAUGACUCAAGAUGAUGUGGUAAUUUCUUAUUUGCCAUUGCCACAUAUAUUUGGUCGAGCCUUGGAAGAAGUCAUGGUUGCUGCUGGUGGAAGUAUUGGUUAUUUCCAUGGAGAUCCAAAUGAAUUACUUCUGGACAGCCAAGUUUUAAAGCCGACUGUGUUCCCAGGUGUUCCAAGGAUAUGGAAUAAAGUUUAUCAGUCAUUAGCCGCUGCAACAAUCGAAGCACCUGGUAAAGUAGGUGAACUAUUGAGGAUGGCUGUAGCUGAAAAACUAAAAAAUCUUGAAGAAACGGGUGAACUGAAACACCCUGUCUGGGACGAGAAAUAUUUUAAAAAGUGUCGAAUGGCAAUUGGAGGGCAAGUUCGAUUGCUUAUAACUGGUGCAGCACCAAUUGGCAUAGAUGUAUUGCAAUUUCUAAGAAUCGCUUUUUCCGCUAUAUUUGUCGAAGGCUAUGGCCAAACAGAAAAUGCUGCUGCUACCACCAUGACACUUUACGGAGAUAAUAAGGCGGGUAGUGUUGGUACACCUCACAUAAGUUCCGAAAUUAAGCUUAUUGAUGUACCCGAGAUGCAAUACACUAGCAAAGAUAAGCCAUAUCCACGUGGUGAAUUAUGUGCGAGAGGACCUAAUGUUAUGUUUGGUUACUAUAAAGACGAGAAAAAGACAAGAGCAGCGAUCGAUGAGGAAGGAUGGCUUCACAGUGGCGACAUUUGUCAAAUAGAUGAUCGAGGAUGCAUUGUAAUCGUAGAUCGGAUAAAACAUAUUUUUAAAUUGUCUAAUGGAGAAUACAUUGCUCCGGAAAAAAUCGAGCAAAUAUAUCUUCAAGUCCCUUUAAUAGCCCAAUUUUAUGUGCAUGGAGAUUCAUUGAGAAAAUCUCUUGUUGGUAUAAUAGUGCCAAACCCAGAGUUGUUCAUUCCAUGGGCUCAAAAAGCUGUUGGUGGUGGAGAAAAUAAACAUUUACAAGAACUCUCAAGUAAUAAGCAGGUUCAGAAAGCUCUUGUACUUCAUCUGAAUCAGGUUGGUAAACAAGCAGGAUUAAAUGGAUUCGAACAAGUUAAGGCUAUUUAUAUUGACACUGUUCCUUUCUCUGUCGAAAAUGAUUUGUUGACACCAACUUUUAAGAAUAAACGUCAAAAAAUUUGGGGAAAAUAUCGCAAAGAAAUUGAUCGAUUGUAUGCUGAGCUUAAAGAAAAUGAUGGAGCUAAACUGUAA
This is a messenger RNA of Ambispora gerdemannii, 2016 nucleotides long. The record is from the annotation of a GenBank genome assembly. Lineage: Eukaryota; Fungi; Glomeromycota; Glomeromycetes; Archaeosporales; Ambisporaceae.